Seminavis robusta is the source of this 750-nucleotide messenger RNA. The record is from the annotation of a GenBank genome assembly. Lineage: Eukaryota; Bacillariophyta; Bacillariophyceae; Naviculales; Naviculaceae.
AUCCCACAAUUCACACAAUCUUACUUCUUUCUUUCGACAAUAAAAGUCCCUUGCAAGCAUGAAGGUUUUUUCUUUGAUCACUAUCUUUUUGGCUGCCGUGGGCCAUUCACAGGCUGCGAGCAAUUUGCGUGGAGGACGACAAUUGAUGGAAAUUCACGGCAUGGUGGAAGCAACUUUUGCGCCAUCUGACGUAGAGACAGACUUUCCUAUCACAGACGCUCCUUCGGAUGGUCGCAAGUUAUCUCAAGAAGGAGAACGAGAACUGGAAGCCACUGGAUCGCCUACUGAACUUGCAGUUGGUGGAGUGAUAGAAGCAACGUUUGUGCCCACUUUUGAUGACGAAGAAGAGACAGGUGCUCCCGCCACAGAAGCUCCCUCUGCUGAAUAAAAAGUCCACACGGAAAGAAUGGCUUUGACACACGCAAGGCGAAUGGCAUUGGUGCGUGUGUGUGUUUGCGCCGCGUCAACCGUGACAAUCGCUACCGAACAAGCACAAUGUGGGAUGACGGUGGUGACUCGACUCGGCAGUACAGUACACGUACGGUACUGAUCGUGGAUUUGCGGAUUCGAUUCAAUCGAUUGCGACUGGCUGGCUGAUUGCAAAGGUGAUAAGGAAUGCACGCAGCGAUUGGAGUGAGUACUGGCAACGUACUAACUAAACACAGGUGUUUGAAGGUUGGUUGACGAUGUUGGUCCGUGCUGGUGGAAACUGUAGAAGUAAUGUUAUAAAAGUAAUGAAACUUUGCAAGC